This is a messenger RNA of Rosa rugosa (rugosa rose), 4007 nucleotides long. Its product is annotated as pentatricopeptide repeat-containing protein At2g13420, mitochondrial-like. Lineage: Eukaryota; Viridiplantae; Streptophyta; Magnoliopsida; Rosales; Rosaceae. The transcript is spliced from 6 exons. The record is from RefSeq and is a predicted model, not a curated record. Gene Ontology annotation, molecular function: protein binding. The coding region runs from base 830 to 2356 and encodes 508 amino acids.
UAUAAUCAACUAGUGUGGCUGGAUAAGCAAAAACUUAUUCUUGCAGUUGUAUAUGAUAUAGGAGAAAAUGGUUCACAGCAAACCCCGUGCUGUCCUUUACUCGAGUCUCUUAAUAUUCAUAUUGCUGCUCUUCUCUUCCGAAAUAGCAUUUUCCAGAGUCUCAACAUCUUCAAAAUCCAAAGAGAAGACCAGGCUGGAUCUGCUAAUGAAGUCUGGUAGUUACAAACCGACCAGAUGGUUUGCACCGGAUCGUAGAGCCCUACUGAAAGCACCAAUUAACGUACCACCUCUUGGUUCGGAGCCAGGAGCCAUAGAUUAACGAUCACGUAGUCCGUAGAGUGCCGCCCUCGAUCUUCACUAUCUGAAACCUCGGUUGAUUGAGCGGACAAUUGAGAUGUUCACGUUUGCUUUUCCUAAUAAGUUUUAUCUGUUAUGGAGUUGGAUCUACUCGAAAGCUAGAGAUAACCUUAUCUCUCUCUAAUAAUAUUGGCUUUGUCUUUUGAGCCUUCCAGUUCUUUAUUACAUGUCUACUGUUGCACAUAUUUGUACCCUUUCAAGUUUCAAGGACCUAGCCUGAAAGAUUAAAUAAAGAAACUGCUCUAUUGGUAUUGAUCAAAAAAUCUUAAUUUCCCAAAAGCUCAAAAGUAGACAUCUUUUGGUUUUCUUUGUGAUUUUGAUGAGGAUGUCUACGUAUCAAAUGUCGUCGAGGUAUGAAGCAAUUAAAAUCUAGAACCAACCCAUGAAAAAUCACAAAGAAAAAAAAAAUAAAAAAAAAGAUAACCCAUAAGUGACACAAUCAAGAGUCCUGAGCUGCAAGAAAAGAAACGAAAUGGCACAGUGUCGCUUCUCCUCCUCGCUUCUUCUUCGUCUCCGUCUCCGUUCAGCUCGCCGGUUCUCCUCACUCCCCAACCCAACAACAACCCAAAACGACGCCGAACUGGUAUCAAACAUCCUCCUCCACCACCACAACCCCUUCCACGCCAUGGAGUCCUCUCUCCAGCUCCACGGCAUCACUCUCUCCCCCGACCUCCUCCACCACACUCUCCUCCGCCUCAAGCACAAUUCCAAAAUCGCCCUCGCCCUCUUCCACUACGCCAAGUCCCUCCCCUCCCCCCCGCCCCUCACCUCCCACGCCUUCCACCUCCUCAUCGACAUCGUCGCCAAGGUCCGCCAGUACGACGUCGCUUGGCAGCUCAUCCUCGAAAUGGACCGCCACAACCUCACCCCCACCGCCGCCACCUUCCUCAUCCUCGUCCGCCGCCUCAUCGCCUCCGGCCUCACCCGCCAGGCCGUCCGGGCCUUCGACGACAUCGAGACCUUCGUCCUGACCCGCCCCACCGCCCAAGACUUCUGCUUCUUACUCGACACCCUCUGUAAAUACGGCUACGUUAAGCUCGCGGCUGAAGUUUUCAACAAAAGGAAGCAUGACUAUGUGGCCGAUGUGAAAAUGUACACUGUUCUGGUUUACGGGUGGUGUAAGAUCGGCCGUUUCGAUACGGCGGAGAGGUUCUUGAGGGAUAUGAUCGAGCGGGGUAUUGAGCCCAAUGUGGUUACUUACAAUGUGUUUCUGGAUGGGAUUUGUAGGAAGGCGAGUUUGCACCCUCAGGACAGGUUUGAGAGGACCAUAAGAAAUGCACUGAAGGUGUUCGAUGAAAUGUCCAGCAGAGGCAUUGAGCCGGACGUGACGAGUUUUUCGAUCCUUCUUCAUGUUUAUAGCCGGGCGCAUAAGCCGGAGUUGUCGCUUGAUAAGCUGAAGGAAAUGAGGGAGAGGGGGAUUUGCCCCACCGUGGCGACUUACACUUCAGUUGUCAAGUGUCUCUGCUCUUGCGGAAGGCUUGAGGAAGCGGAGGAGUUGCUUGGUGAGAUGGUGAGGAAUGGCGUUAGUCCCUCGGCGGCUACUUAUAAUUGUUUUUUCAAAGAGUAUAGGGGGAGGAAGGACUCGGAAAGCGCUUUGAAGUUGUAUAGGAAGAUGAAGGAGGAUGGAUUGUUUGCGCCGAGUGUGCACACUUAUAAUAUAUUGGUGGGCAUGUUUUUGCAGUUGAAUCGAGUGGAGAUUGUGAGAGAGAUAUGGGAUGACAUGAAAGAGAGCGGGGCGGGGCCAGAUUUGGAUUCGUAUACAAUGUUGAUUCAUGGGCUAUGUGAGAAGCAGAAGUGGAGAGAGGCGUGCCAGUUUUUUGUGGAGAUGAUAGAGAAGGGGCUUCUUCCUCAGAAAGUUACUUUUGAGACGCUUUACAGAGGGUUAAUACAGUCUGAUAUGUUGAGAACUUGGAGAAGAUUGAAGAAGAAGCUCGAUGAAGAGUCUGUUACUUUUGGAUCGGAGUUUCAAAAUUAUCACCUUAAGCCAUACAGGAGAUGAUCAGGAUGUGUUGUAUUUCUUGCUUAUGUUUUGAGUGGAUUAUAGAAUCUGUUGUCAAGUUACUUGCUGCUUCUAUGGUUCACAUAAAGGAAAACAUUAACGAUAACCUUCUUGCUUCAGACCAUAACAGAGAUCUGGAUGCAGUUAGUGUCUUUAGGAAAGUCAUGACAGGUUGUCUGAGGAUCUUCUUCAAAAGAAGUUACCUGAGACGGAAUGGACAGGAUGGAUUAGGCCUUCCUUCAGCUGUGAAUAUUUAAAUAUGAUAGAUUUCAUUCGACAGGAUGGAUCAGUUGUGAUCUUGGACCCUGCAAAGCUCCAAAAGAAUGGAAGUUAUUCAUUUGAACAGAGUGUUUGGUCCAAUUUUAGAGGCUCUUCUUCAUCAACCUCGUUUUAAUCGUCCAAUAUAAUUUCGAUUUAACUACAUUGUACUUUCUUUUCAGACGAGGAUUUCAAGGACACUCAACAAUUGCCCAGAUAUGUGAUGGAUGGCUACAGUAUAUAUGCAUAUUUUCUUAUGUCAAACCGGAUCUAGCAAAACAGAUACCAUGAGUGGUUCCAUCAGGUUGGUCAAACUGAUGACUUGCAGAUUGGUAGUUUAAUACUAGAUCUUCUGGUAGAAGAUUUGUCUACUGCCAAAUAUCUUUUCAUAUUGGUUGUUUUAUUUUAUUUCAAACUUUUACUUCAUUGCAAAGAAAAACUGGCUGCAUGCAAUUGUGUAUCCUUAAAAAUUCACACAUUAGAGAUCCGGAGAGACACUUGUGAUAACGGCUCGAGUAUUCCAGAUGAUAUAAUGCAUGCAUUCAGUGAAUUCAACCACUGAUAUUCUUAUCCUCAUGAAAUAUGGUGAGGUGAAUCGAGUUGUCAGUUCUACUGCAAUCAAUAACUGCAGUAGCCAUUCCCAGAGGUCAGUCUUUAGCUCUGACUUCUUUUUACGGUGAUGUGCAAUUGUUGUUCCAUUUCACAAAUUUGAAUCAACUGAACACGAGACUGCACUGCCCCAUUCAACUGCUCUCUUGGAAGCAGGCAUUGAAUUCAGAAGCUCAGUUGAUGGCUUAAUGAGUAUUGAUUUCACAGAUGGAGUUCUCAUGAUUCCACAGCUUGCAAUUGCAGAGAUGAAUGAACCUUUGUUCAGGAACCUCAUAGCCUUCGAGCAAUGCUAUAAUGGUCGCGGGCAUAAAGCAACUUCUUAUGCACUUUUAAUGGAUAACCUCAUUGCUUCCAGCAAGGAUGUUGUUUUUCUUUGUGACAGAGAAAUAAUCCAUAAUUGGUUGAGUGCUGAAGAAGCGUCCCAGUUGUUCAGUAAGCUUUAUAGUGACACAUUGAUUGAUGAUUUUUGCUAUGGCGGGCUCUGUGCUACAGUGAAUAAAUGUUACAAAGAUGGAAAAAGUGGCUAGCCCGAUUGAAACGCGAUUACUUAUCUAAUCCAUGGAAAAUCACCUCUUUGGUUGCAGCCUUUAUCCUUCUGGUUCUCACCCUAUUGCAGACAACAUAUACCAUUCAGCAAUACUAUUCUCCUCCUCAGUGAUGUUUGUUACUAGUUUACUUAAUUUGUGCUAUUCAUUCCUUGGCAAUGUAUUUUGAUGUACGUACUUGCUGUUCUACGGAAUUUCAAAUAAAAGUUGGAUUGCAGAUGAGUGACAACGUUACUUGA